Molecule: messenger RNA, 294 nt
Organism: Arabis nemorensis
Lineage: Eukaryota; Viridiplantae; Streptophyta; Magnoliopsida; Brassicales; Brassicaceae
Source: the annotation of a GenBank genome assembly
AUGGCGACCUUGGAUUCUCCGUUAGUGGCUUACGACUACGUUACCUUCAUUCUCAACAACCUCUGGACGUGGAUCGCCGUCGUCACGGCCGCCGCCGUUAGUUUCUGGGGGAUCCGAGCCACCGCCAGCGGCAGAGACGAUGGUUUCAUAGGGGAAUCUGUUCGUGAGCCACCGAAACCAAAGGCUGAAGAUGCAGCUGUUGAAGCAGGAGUCUGUAGCAGCAUCAGAUGGGAGUGCUUCAGGAGAAGCAUGAAUCAGRRMGUGGGCUUUGGCCCGYAUYGGCUUUUYGAGUGA